Messenger RNA from Ilex paraguariensis (yerba mate), 594 nucleotides. Lineage: Eukaryota; Viridiplantae; Streptophyta; Magnoliopsida; Aquifoliales; Aquifoliaceae. The record is from the annotation of a GenBank genome assembly.
AUGAGUCUGUUCGGACUUGGAAACAGAAACCAAAAGACAUUUCGGCCUAAAAAAAGUGCUCCAUCAGGAAGUAAGGGGGCGCAACUCCAAAGGCACAUCGAUGCUACCUUGGGUAGUGGCAACUUGAGAGAAGCUGUGCGACUACCCCCUGGGGAAGAUCUUAAUGAGUGGCUGGCUGUGAAUACUGUUGACUUUUUUAAUCAGGUGAACAUUUUGUAUGGACCAAAGUAUGAAUAUAGAUGGGCUGACGGAGUUGCUAUAAAGAAACCCAUAGAGGUCUCUGCUCCUAAAUAUGUGGAGUAUCUGAUGGACUGGAUUGAAGCCCAGCUUGAUAAUGAAUCAAUUUUUCCUCAAAAAUUGGGUGCACCAUUUCCACCAAAUUUUCAGGAUGUCGUUAAGACAAUAUUCAAGCGGUUAUUUCGUGUUUAUGCCCACAUCUAUCACUCACAUUUUCAGAAGAUCGUGAGUCUGAAGGAAGAAGCUCAUCUCAAUACGUGCUUUAAGCAUUUUGUUCUAUUUACAUGGGAAUUUCGCUUGAUCGACAAGGGGGAACUCGCGCCUCUCUAUGAGCUUGUUGAGUCUAUCCUACAAUAG